ACCUGUAAAUCUGACGGUACUCAUCUGGUAAUAUUAUUAGAAGUAGGAGAAGUAGAGAGACCACAUUCUGACAGGAACAAGAAGAAAAAGAAAGAUUAAAAUACAAAAAUACAUCACACAACACGCAAAUUUCUUGAAUUUUUAAUAAUUUUUUUUUUCCAUUUUUAAAAUAAAUCCAUUCAUUGCGUUAGUCUAGAUUUAAUACCUAAUAAAACACAAAGCGAUGGCUCGGGAAAAUAAUAACAGUGCUACAGCCGAUAGCAGUCGAAAUAAUAAAAAUAAACGCUUUUCGAUUCACGAUGCGUUCGAAGAGGACGAGGAAGAUGAAUCUCUCGGUAUUAAAGUGUAUGGUUCAACAGUUGUAUCAACGACACCCGUCCAAUCAAAAAAUAGAGUCACAACACCGCAAGAUGUUACAAUACGUGUAAAUGAUGCACGAACAUACAAGCCUGGUGAUGACACAACUAGUCGGGAUUCUGAUUCACUAAUUCAAGAAUAUGGAAACCUUUCGAAUGCCGAAACAAACACAUUGUGUUGGAAGCAUCCGAAAGUACGGGAAAAUUGGCGAACAGUUUUGGCCGCCGUCACAUUAUUACUGGUCGGUACAGGUUUGGUUGUCAUGGGUGCCUAUUGCAUAGCCGAUCCACAAAACGGUAGUCAAGGGGCUGUGUUUCUAGUAGCUGGAUUCAUCUGUUUCAUACCGGGUGCCUAUCACGUCGUGUACAUUUGGCUGGCGGCUCGAGGUCAUCGCGGUUUCGACUUUUAUCAUUUACCUUUGUUUACAUAAAAACAUAAAAACACGGCGCACGUAUUAUGUUCAUCUUGUGGGCGGAUGUAGGUUUUAGAUUUUAGAUUUUUCGACUGAUUUGAAUACUAAAAAUGCUCAUUAUUUACUGCUCGGAAAAAAAGCAUUGCUAAAAGAGUCAAACUAUAAUCUAAGACGCGUAUAACAUGGAAUAUAUAUAUGCAGUGCUCGAAAUUUGUUGAGUGCAUUUGAUAAUUUUCAUUUUUUUUUUUGUUUGAAAUAAUUUGUAAUGUAACGUACGACACAAUCUGAAAUUUACCUUCGAAUGGCCAUAUGUUUGUCAACAGAACUUUCUUGUUGUUUUUUGUUCAACUAAUACUGUAAUGAUGUUGUCUUCAGCGUCAUUAUGGCAUAACAGUCGUAUGUCGCACACGUUUAUGACUCUUCUAUUUAAUAAAAAUAGCAUCAAAAAAAGAAAAUUGGUCAACAAGAAAAUGAAAUCAAAUUUUGUCGACGAAUAUCUGUAAAUAUCUCAAGAGGUUUUUUAAUUACACUCUCACCCAAUCACACUAUUAUAUUGACCUUAAAUAUAACAUAAAAA
Messenger RNA from Bradysia coprophila, 1346 nucleotides. RefSeq names its product transmembrane protein 134. The record is from RefSeq and is a predicted model, not a curated record. Lineage: Eukaryota; Metazoa; Arthropoda; Insecta; Diptera; Sciaridae.